This is a messenger RNA of Colletotrichum orchidophilum, 1581 nucleotides long. RefSeq lists its product as uncharacterized. Bases 1 to 1581 code for a protein of 526 amino acids. The transcript has 4 exons. Gene Ontology annotation, molecular function: FAD binding. Lineage: Eukaryota; Fungi; Ascomycota; Sordariomycetes; Glomerellales; Glomerellaceae. The record is from RefSeq and is a predicted model, not a curated record.
AUGGCAGACGGCUCAUCAUCCUUCAAAGUGAUUAUUGUUGGCGCGGGCGUCACAGGUCUCACGCUAGCCCACUGCCUCGUAAAGGCAAACAUCGACUAUGUCCUGUUGGACAAGGGCGUCGUGGCCCCGAGCUUCGGAACCACAAUCACGUUACAGCCGCAUGGGUGCCGCAUCUUGCACCAACUUGGCUGCUUAGAUGCCGUGCUUGCCACAUGCGAUGUCAUGGGCGGCGCGCAGUGCCGCGAUCCGUCCGGUAAAACUUUUGCGUCGAAUGACUUUUUUGGUGUCGUUAGGAAAUUCGCCGGCUAUGAUACCAGGACCCUCGAUCGACAGGUCUUUUUGCGUACAUUGUACGAGCAACUGCCAGACCAAUCCAAAGUCCAUGAGAGAGCGCGUGUUGAAGAGAUAAUCGAAGAGAACUCGAAAACUCGAGUCAUACUUGCAGAUGGGAGUGAAUUCGUCGGCGAUGUAGUGAUUGGCGCCGAUGGCGUCCAUUCCAAGGUCCGCGAAAUAAUGUGGGACAAGGCAAACGCGGCCCAUCCUGGCACGAUCAGUGUGGAAGAGAAGCGAGCCAUGGUAACCCAGUACAAUGCCAUCGUGAUGGCAUCGUCUCCGGUUCCUGGCCUUGGUUCGCAUGACAUGGAAGUCACUUCCAACGAUAAGUUCUCCUUCCUGCUCCUCUGCCAGCCAGACUGGAUCUCCAUCAUCGUACACAACAAAUUGCCAGAGGACCAACGCUGUACCUGGCCCACGCGAAGGCGAUACACCGAGUCUGACAUGGAGGCGCUCGUGAGCAAGAUCUCCGAGUACCCCGUCACGGAGACGGUCGUAUUCGGAGAGCUGUGGAAGCGGCGUCUCAAGGCCCAAAUGAUUUCGCUUGAGGAAGGUGUGCUUGAGCACUGGUUCUUUGGGAGGAUCGUCUUGGCUGGAGAUGCUGUUCACAAGGUUACUCCAAACUCGGCUCUCGGGGGCAACACGGCAAUGGAAGACGCCGUCACCCUUGCAAACACGAUCCACGGCCUUCUCGCCACGCACGCCAACAAGAAACCGAGUGACAUCGAGCUGCGCGACGCGAUGCGGGACAAGUACCAAAACGCCCGCGUUGACCGUGCGCGGGUGAUUGUCAAGGUCGGGGGCGAUCUGACGAGGCAGCAGGCGUACGACGGGUGGAAGGCUUACUUUGUGCAGCGGUGGCUGACGCCUAUCGUGGGCCUGGACACGCUGGCGAAGAACAUUGCUGGACUGUCUGUGACGGCGCCGAAGCUUAGCUAUGUGGAGUUUGAAGAGAGGCGAGGGGUGCUGGGAUGGCAGGAUACUAUGGCUGCUGAGAAGGACAGAGAGCUACGAGCGAAGGGGGCUGGGAGAGAGGCAGAUGAACGGCUCAAGAGUCGACUUUCGUGGGGUGAUUGGAAUGGUGGCCUUGAAGCUGUCUUCCCGCAGCUGCUGGCAGUUUUGGUUGGUUUGUGGUCGGCUAUCUGGGUCUUUCAUGUUGUGUUCUCUAGACAGUCUAUACCGGGCUUUGGAAGAGAGGUGUGGGAAGUCGUUGGAAGGGACAAUGUCACUUUCGGGAUUUCAGUGUAG